GAGAAAAAUAAAUGAAUAAGGAAAAUGGAAGAAAGACAGGCGCGCAACAGCGAACUAAAGAACAGGAAAAUCUACAAAAUAUGGAUUCACACAGCGGUUAACAUGUUCCCCUAACCCUCUUCCUUAAAGAAAACCCACCAACAAAAUCCACCACUUCUCCCUUUUCAACAAAUUCAACUCACAAUAUUGUUUGGGCAACUCUGUGUUCAAACUUUUUUUUCCAGAUGGCCGGAAAAGAAGUCACACCACCGGAAUUUCAUAUACGGGUCCACUCGAGGCGAGGGGCCAAUACGAUCCAUCCAGUGGAGGUGAACACGCCGCCAGUCAUCGCCACUUCCGCCGCCCCAAGUCCUAACACGGUUGCUUACAGAGAAGUAAGGCUUUUUAAGAAAUGGAAGCCCUGGUUGAUUCCUGCCUUUGUUGUAGCCAAUACAGUGAUGUUUGUUAUAACCAUGUAUGUAAAUAAUUGUCCGAAGAAUUCGGUAUCCUGCGUUGCUGGGUUUUUGGGGAGAUUCUCCUUUCAGCCCUUCAAAGAAAAUCCUCUUCUUGGUCCUUCUUCUUCUGCGUUAGAGAAGAUGGGUGCUUUAGAUGUGAGUAAAGUGGUCCACAAACAUGAAGGAUGGCGCCUCAUCAGUUGUAUGUGGUUACAUGGUGGAGUUUUUCAUUUACUAGCCAACAUGCUGAGCCUGUUAGUUAUUGGUAUUCGGCUUGAGCAAGAAUUCGGGUUUGGUAUGUAUCAUGCUGCACAGUCCUCAGUUUUGAAUAUGCCGUGUAAAUUGUUUUUAACCAUGUACUUGUAUAAUUUUGUAUUAUUUUAGCUAGAAUAGUUAUUAUUGAUUUACUAAUGGAUGCAUAUCAUGAAUGCGAAGAUUAAUCCUAUUGAAAUGCUCAUAACCUAUUGUAAUUAUGGAAAAAUGACAUCUGGAAUGUUUGUAUUACAUUGUGGGCCCCUAUUAGCUUAACCUUAUACUUUUUUCUGGGGGGUGAAAUGUAACCUUAUUGUCUAUUAAGUUGAUAACACUAAGACCGUCAUUCUGUUUAUGGUAGCUAAGGCUAUAUUAGUUUAGUAUAAAUCUAUUAUGCAUGAUGAAAAAAGAACCAUCAAUGAUCAACUUUAUAAUAUUAUGAUUUAAGUUGACAUAAUUAUAUAGGUGAUUAAUAGUUUGUAUGCUUGUCUUCUUUCAUUUUUGUAACUGUUUUUGGAACUCAAUACCAAUAUCCUCAAUAUACGUGUUUUCAUGUGUACAUGGUAUAUUUGUCUGUAUGCAGGUAUUUUCAUAGAGCCCCUUCCAACUGCAGGAAAAUAAUAUUUGACUGCCACUUUUAUAGGGAAAUGUGGCAAAUACUCAUCUGCUAGGUUUCAUUCCUACUUUCCAUCCAUAGUAACGGUACAUUAGUCUUUUUUGCAAUUUCAUGAAAACCAGAAAGGAGAAAAAUAAGUUAAGCUGAAAUUAGGCAUGAGCCUACUAGUUAGUGCAACAUUCCUUGGUGAAUCUAGAAAGAAAUUCUGCCCCUUUAUCUAUGCCCUCUUUCUGCACUACAAUGGCACACGCAUGCAUAGGCAAGCGUCUCUCCAUUUUGAAUCUCCUCCUCCAUCUCUGUGAUCAUUGCCCCAACUAUUACUGCCACCAACAUUUUCCUUCCAGUCCCUCCACUCCCACUUCCCCUUCCUCCUUUAUCUCUAGUCACCUUUGUCAUCUGUCCAAUAUAGAACCCUUGAAGACUUCACAACCAUGCCACCCUCUCCUCCUCCACCUCUCAUUCCUUACCCCUAACUACUACCUAUUAAUACCUCUAUCUCGACGUAUCAGUUAAUGGUAUCCAACUUUGAUGUCUACACAGGGAAAGGAAUAAUUAAAAUCCAACCAAAUGAGGGGGUGAAAAAUUGUGUUGUGAGAUUGCAUAAUCAUAUAAUUUGAUGUCAUCUUGUUUUAUUCAUUAGUUAUUGGGUUUGAGUUUGAUCGGGUUAUGGGUGGUAGUAUUUGUCACAAUAGAGAUCAUUUUGCUCCAAAGAAUAACGGUUUAGGAAUUUAGUUCAAUUAUGAAUCAGGCAAA
Messenger RNA from Olea europaea var. sylvestris, 2055 nucleotides. RefSeq names its product RHOMBOID-like protein 1. Gene Ontology annotation, biological process: proteolysis. The coding region runs from base 225 to 818 and encodes 197 amino acids. Gene Ontology annotation, molecular function: serine-type endopeptidase activity. The transcript is spliced from 2 exons. The record is from RefSeq and is a predicted model, not a curated record. Gene Ontology annotation, cellular component: membrane. Lineage: Eukaryota; Viridiplantae; Streptophyta; Magnoliopsida; Lamiales; Oleaceae.